Molecule: messenger RNA, 4001 nt
Organism: Rubroshorea leprosula
Lineage: Eukaryota; Viridiplantae; Streptophyta; Magnoliopsida; Malvales; Dipterocarpaceae
Source: the annotation of a GenBank genome assembly
GUCCGGCGUCUUGUCCGGUUUCUUUAGUUACUUUCAUUUUCCCUCUUUCCUACUCAGGUCCUUCGCUUCAUUUUCCUUCACUUUGCCGUUUCUCUUUUGGAGCUAUGAAGGUAGUGAGUUGGAACUGUCAGGGAUUAGGGCCUGCCUUGACAGUACGCAAUUUGCGAGACCUGUGCUUCAAGUAUCAACCUGAUUUGGUCUUUCUUUGUGAAACUAAGCAACAAACACCACUACUUGAGAAGCAUCAAAGGCGGCUAGGCUUUGAUCAUGGGGAAUAUUGUCCACCACGGGGGAGAGCUGGCGGUCUAGCGUUGUGGUGGAGAAAAGAGCUUCAGGUGCAGGUAUCAGUUAAAAAUGAACAUUUAUUUGAUGGAUCGUGCCUAGAACCCAACUGUCCUAUCCCUUGGCAUUUUUCCUUCAUUUAUGGUUGCCCAGUGCAAGGAGAGCGAGCUCGAUUUUGGGUUGAUUGUCAAAGUCUAAGAAGAGAUAAUGGAAUCCCUUGGCUCGUUAUGGGGGAUUUAAAUGCUUUGCUGAGCUACGCCGAUAGAAGGGGGAAGGGUCCAAUCUCGGUAUCCUCCUUCUCUUGCUUGGAGCAAUUUAUGGAGAGUUGUGAGUUGCAGGAAAUUGGAUUUAGGGGCAAUCCUUAUACCUGGACUAAUAGCAGAUCAGGUCCUGCAAAUGUCCAACAUCGUCUUGAUAGAGCCUUGGCGAACUCAGACUGGGUCCGGUGUUACCCUCACGCGCAAAUUCUUCAUGAGCUUAAGAUCGGAUCAGACCAUAGCCCAUUGAUUUUGUGCUCUAACGCUUUCCCCAAGCCCCCUCGGAAGUUGUUUCGUUUUGAAUUGAAGUGGACCCUGGAGAAUGGUUAUCAAGAGUGCAUCCAGAAUGGUUGGCAGGUGCAUAUUACGGGUUCAGAGCAGUAUAAGGUAAUGGGUAAAUUGAAGAAUUGUCGUGCUGAUCUGCUCUCUUGGAGCAAGAAGUUAAGGGGCAAUCCCCAGGGGGAAAUUAAAUUUUUGCGUGAGCAGUUAGACUUUAUGCAGAAUCAGGAACCAAAUGAUGCUAAUAUGUUGCACCAAAAAAUGCUAAUUCAGAAAUUGAAUGAUUUGUGGGCAAAGGAAGAGGCUUAUUGGUUCCAACGGUCGCGAGUGAAUUGGAUAAAACAUGGGGAUAGAAAUUCAAGCUUCUUCCACUGCACAGCCUCCAGGAGGCGAAAUAGAAAUCAAAUCUUUCAGCUCCAGAAUGAUGCAGGGCAAUUAUUGCAGAGCGAGGAAGAGAUUUCAACAUAUGUUUUUCGAAGCCUGAGCUUUCAAUUCCAAGCUUGCCCUACAACUGCUGAUAUGGAUAUUGUGUUUUCUUUCCCUCCAGUGAUCACAUCCGAAAUGAAUAACUCUCUUUGCGCAGACAUCACACUGGAGGAGGUUAAAGUUGCUACUUUCCAAUUAGGAGCCUUUAAAGCACCAGGUCCGGAUGGGUUCCCUGGAGUUUUCUACCAGAAACAUUGGGACUUGGUUGGUGGUGAUGUUCAUAAAGCUAUCUCAAGAUUCUGGGAUACGGGUUUUCUGCUGAAGGAGUUCAAUAAAACGAAUAUCAUUCUCAUACCAAAGGUCAAAAAUCCUCAAACCCUCUCUCAAUAUCGCCCUAUAUCUUUAUGCAAUUUUAUUUCUAAAGUUAUCUCCAGGAUAAUGGUGAAUAGAUUGCAGCCUUUUCUUUCUCAAAUAAUUUCUCCAGAGCAAUCUGCUUUUGUGCCUGGUAGAAUGAUCCAGGACAAUCUAGUUGUUGCGCAUGAGGCAUUCCACGGUUUUGCUCAUAGAUGUUAUUCUCAAGAUGCCUACAUGGCACUUAAAUUAGACAUCCAUAAAGCAUAUGAUACGGUGGACUGGCUAUUUUUGGAGCAAGUGCUCAGGGCGAUGGGUUUCCAUGAUUGGUGGGUUGCUAGAGUAAUGGAGUUUGUUCGAUCAACCUCAUAUUCAAUUCUAAUCAAUGGUAAACCCACUAAAACCUUUUUCCCUGGGAGAGGGCUUCGACAAGGAGAUCCCCUGUCCCCAUACUUAUAUCUGCUUGUGGUAGAUGUUUUGUCUAAACUUGUAUCUCGUGCAGCUAAGCUUGGUUUCACUCCCUCUUGGAUUUGGAGAAGUCUCUUACAAGGACGAGAUGUUCUAAAAUUGGGGCUGCGGUGGAACAUUGGUAAUGGUCAAAAUGUGUUCCUUUGGGGUCACAAAUGGAUACCUACCAAGCAGGGAUUUCAGGUUUCAACCCCCCAACCACAACAUGGCUACAACGUCAGGGUAUGUAAUUUGCUAACCCCCACUUUCGGGUGGGAUUUGCAGAAGCUUAAUCUUCUUUUAUGCCCUGAAGAUGUGAAGGAUAUAGUACAAGUUCCAGCUGGCCCAUCUCCAGACAAAUUAAUAUGGCAUUUUACAAGGACUGGGGAGUUCACAGUUCGUUCUGCUUAUCACCUUGCAAGGACGAAUGGUUUUGGAUUGUUUCCAUUAACUAAUUUCCAGGUCAGUCCUUUUCCCUCCUUUUUGAAAUCUAUAUGGAAGUUGGUUGUCCCCCCCAAGGUAAAACUUUUCUUGUGGAAAGUUCUCACUAAUGCUCUACCUGUUAAGGCAAAUCUUUUUCAUAAGGGCAUAGUGGAGAGCCCUGUUUGUGGUCUUUGUGGUGGGGAUGAGGAGUCUAUUACCCAUAUGCUAUUCACUUGUCAAUACGCUGCUCGAACUUGGUUUGUCUCUCGGCUUGCCUUUCAUCCUACUAUUUCAUCUAUUUCUGAGAUGGUUAAUUGGUGGAGUUUUGUUUCCUCCCAAUGGGAUAAAUGUAUUCCAAAUAUAAUGGAAGAAACCACUUGCUUGUUCUGGUAUAUAUGGAAAAACAGGAAUCUAGGCAUUUUUCAAGGCCAAGCAAUGCCACCGCAACUGGUUGUUCAGAAGGCCAUAUUUCUAGCAGACGAGUUUUGUAGAGUUAAUGGUAAAGACCCCCUUAUUCCACCAGUGCUACAACUUCGGGAUGGAUUAGAGGAUAAAUUACAACGGUGGAGUCCACCACCCGAAGAUGUUGUUAAAUGUAAUACUGAUGCAGCUGUGGAUGUUAAAAAUGGUGUUGCAGGUCUAGCUGUGGUCUGUCGCAACAGUAGGGGUUCUCUUGUUGAUGGUUUGGCCUUCAAACAAUCAAUUAGUUCUGUUUUAAUGGCUGAAACUCUCGCAUUAAGAGCUGCAGUAGGCUGGGCAGCUAGGAAUGGCCUCAAAGACAUCAUUUUUGAAUCUGACAGCAAAGAGCUUGUGCAAGCUAUUAACAAAAAGGUUCAUUUGCCUUGGCAAAUAGAGCCAUUGGUGCUAUCCGUGUGGGAGCUGUGCAAGUCUUUCUCCUUUUAAUCGCUGUGGUUUUGCUACGACGAAUUCGUCAUGAGCGGUGAAUUUGAAGAUCGACUCCGAGACGAACCUUCCUUCUUCGACAGCUUCCACUUCUCGUCGAAAUAGAAGUUCGGCUGUGCGGUCGCAGUUGUAGCCAGCGCGGUAGCCAUGGAAUUGAUUCUCAGGGUAAAAACGGAAAACAGACUUGAAGCAAAGAGAGAAAAACUUGAACAGAACAGAACAGAACAGAGGGGCAUUGAGUUGUUGAGCUGAAUUCACUGAAGAAGCUGGAGAGUGAGGGUGGGUUUGGGGUAAUAUUUGAUUUAAUUUUGCAGGAGUAGUAGUAGGUUUAGGGUUUUGAAUUUGAAAAGGAAAUGAAAAGAGAAACGAAGAUAACUUGUGAUUUUUGGGGAACUUGAUUGAAACUGGAACAGAGAGAACAAAAUUUUCAUGUGGGCCCCACUAAAAAAAGAAACUGAGAAGAUGACUAUUUGAUGUGUACAAAAUGCCACGGUGUCAAAAAUGUCAUUGCUGGAUUUACACGUCAUUAAAAAUUAAAAAAAGCCGGUGAUUUUGUGGCAUUUUAACGAGCCACCUGGCAUUUAACUGACGGAAGGACCAUUUUGGUACCAAAAAUGAAAGUUCAAGGAUAAU